This is a messenger RNA of Sporisorium graminicola, 1656 nucleotides long. RefSeq lists its product as uncharacterized. The transcript has a single exon. NCBI's taxonomy places the organism in Eukaryota, Fungi, Basidiomycota, Ustilaginomycetes, Ustilaginales, Ustilaginaceae. The record is from RefSeq and is a predicted model, not a curated record. Bases 1 to 1656 code for a protein of 551 amino acids.
AUGGGUGCUUGCAUGUCUACGAAAGCCGUGGUGGCUGAGGAAGUCAACCCGGUGCCUCACCCGCAAGCAAGACGAGUCUGGCUCGUCUCGACCCCCGUCGAUUCCCGGGACGUACCACAGGACCUCAUCGGUAUCGACGCCGAUGGCCUCAGAGCCGCCAUGCGCAAUCGCGGCCUUGAGACGGAACACUGGGCCUUGAAGGUCGAUCCGCAAGCCGACGUCAAGGCUGAACCCAGCAUCUUUGACAUCACCGUUCAAGGCGGCAGCUUGGUUUCGCAGGUGCAUUCCACUUCGAGCCCCUAUUGGAAGGGCAUCACCCGUCGUGUAGCUAUCGGCUGGACCCUCUGGACAGACGAAGAGAUUGUCCAAGCCUGCAAGCUUCUCAUUCAAGCGCGACCCAAGUACGACGGCCGCACCAACAACUCGCAGAUGCUGGCACGCCUUUUGGGCCGUCAUGUUGACUAUGUGCCCGCGCCCGCUCAGCAGACCGAGACGGCGACAACGCCGACGUCUACAAGCCCAAGCGGUAGCAUCCUCAAGACCGACUCGUCCACUCACGAUGCCGCCUUGACACCGGGCAACAAUCGUUCUCAGAUGACGCUUGACUCUGGUGCACAGAGUCAAAGAAGCCAUUCGAUCGAGUCGGAUGCUAACGAGAGCAAGGCUGGCCCGGAGAGCAACGUUUCUCGCGUUCCAGCUAGCAUCCGAAAUAGUCAGAGGAUGAGUGUUCACCGUCCUCCUCUCAUCCACUUGUCCACCGCUCCCUCGGCUGCAGCGUCCGAAGCGGGCGUCUUGGUGCGGCCCACGCUGCAGCGAUCGGCAGAGACCGACUCGGGGUCGUCAUCGCCAACGACGGGGUCGGUGCGCAUGUCGCUACCACCGCAGCCACGACACCUGCAGCAGCAACAGCAGACGUCGUCGCCGCUCAACCCAUCCCACCGCAUGCAUCGUCAGACCGCCUCCGAACUCCAACCCCAGGGACGAGCGCGCACCCACUCGGACGCUGCUGCUGCUUAUGCCACAAUGAGCGCUGCUGACCGUCGCAUGACGAUGGACGGUACUGGUCGCGUGCCUCGUGCUUCUCGUCGACGCAGCGAGGCACCCGCUGAAUGGCUGGUUGAGAUGCCUAGUGGUGGUGGUGCUGACGCGCGCUUCAGCUCUGUGCGCUCUCGAUCAGGCCAGGGCCGCGACAUGCGUCGAGACUCGGUCCUGAGUUUGGGUGGCGGCAGCGGCAGCGUGACCGCUUCGCCUUCGAUGGGUGGUUGGGGUGCUCACUCGGGAUUCCCUGCUGCCCCAUCGAUGGUUGGUAUGCCUACGAUGCCGAGUAUGCAGGGCAUGCCAAUGACUGGCUUUGGUGCUCCUUCACAGAUGGGUGGUGGCAUGGGGAUGUUCCCACCUCCUAGCCCGUCGAUGAUGUUCAAUUCUGGAGCACUUCAAGUUCCCAUGCCUUACUUUGCCACGCCACAGAUGCCGUUCUUGCCAUCGAUGCCUAUGCUUGCUCCUCCGUCACCUGGAUUCUACUCGCACGCUUCGAGCGGGGUGCCCACUCCACCGGAGAGCCCACACAUCGCGACUGCGCAUCUGCCCAAGUCGCACGUUCCCGAGAUCAUGUUGAGUCCUCCGGUCAGUUCUCAGCAACGCCACCACCGGCAGUAG